Trypanosoma cruzi is the source of this 2406-nucleotide messenger RNA. RefSeq lists its product as uncharacterized. The transcript has a single exon. The record is from RefSeq and is a predicted model, not a curated record. Bases 1 to 2406 code for a protein of 801 amino acids. NCBI's taxonomy places the organism in Eukaryota, Euglenozoa, Kinetoplastea, Trypanosomatida, Trypanosomatidae. Gene Ontology annotation, molecular function: protein binding.
AUGAACGCGGCUGCGGCCGAGGAGGAACAUCCGCCGCUCAAGAUUGAAUUUGACAGCAACGUGGAGUUGACGAUACACGGAGCGUUUCUUCCAACCGCACGGCUGCUACAAUGCGACCCCGUGGCGCAUGUGAGCGUGUCCACGCUGCGUAAGACAAUCUCUGUUCGUGGCGCGAGCUGUGUGAGUGUGGGAGGUAAGGCGGUGGCGACGAACACUGUCGCAACGGAGCACCAUGUCGCCUCCACACGGCGGCAGUACUUCACCUCAAAACCAGCUUUCAAUGAGAUGGUGCGGUUUGUCGUGCCGGGCACGAGAGUUCACCUCCCAGUCGAAAGGUUGUCUCGGGUCGGGGUGCAAAAACAGCCCGGCGUAUCGACUGACGACAUGGAUGGUGAACAAAGCGUGGAGCAGCGGGUUCUCAUUACACUGGAGGACGCGCAUGGCGGGGCGUAUGGCCAGGCGGUUUGUCCAUUUUUUCUUCACGCUCCAAGCAGCUCCACGCAGCCGGUACGUAUCAUGCUGCAGCCACGCAACGCGCAUGAUAAGUUUGACUUGCUUUUUAAAAAGGACGUGGCAACUCUCGCAGAACACGGCGUAGAUGACUUUGGCUUCGUGACUAUAUCGUGGAAAAUAUCCCUUUCCCCGCACGGAGGGGCUCUCAUCACCGCGUCACCGACAUCUGUGGACCAGCCAACUUUUCCCGUGGGACUAGUGCUUCGUGCGACGUGGCUUGUGCCGGGUCAUACAUACCAACGUGGCACGCAAUACACGACCUCCGUGGAAUUUGGAAGUCAGGAUCGUUUUGUUUUUGACGGCGCCAACCCGUUAUUUCUUACAAUACAGAACGCAACGCAGCUUGAGCGAGCAAUUUUUCAUUGUACCAUUCAGAACGUGAUGAAUCACGCUAACUCCCAUGAUGUGGUAACGGCGCUGCCCAUACAGCCCAUGGCUUCUUUCGCCAUGGAGCGAGAUGUGUGGUGGACGACUGCUGUGCGCGCCGCCAGCGGGACAGAUUUGGGGCUUCUUAUUGCCUCCAUACGAUUGGUGCGACGGCCACUGGGAGGCGAAACGCCGAUGUGUACAGAAGAACGCUGCAGUCUCAUUAACGAUCCGGCGCAUCAGGCGCAGUACGCACAUGUUGCGAGGGAUUGGGGUCGACCGCCACCAGACGUUCCAUCUGGGGCUUACCAGCCUAUAUUUUGGGAGUCCGACCAACAUAUUGCGCGGGCAAAUGAGCGGCGGUGGAGGCGAGACCGUAUCGUGGAGGCAAAUCCUUCCAUGGAGCAUGUACGACACUUGUUGGAUGUCAUAAUGGGACGCGCUACACUUGAUCCUGGUGUGGCGCGUGUUGUAUCGGUUUUCUUUAACCAGAAAUCAUCCGGAUUUUCUCCACAGGAACUAAUGCAGUUCCUAAUUACGUGCGCGUUUCACGUGAAGGGCAUGACGCCGCUGGAGGCUGCACGUUUCUGUUUCUUUGCACUCCGUCGUGACAUGGAACACGCCAUUGCAAGGGAUGAUGUGAUCUUUAUGCUUGAACACUCGCUCAUUGAGCAUACAAUUGAAAUGCCGGAAAUGGAGUUGCGGCGCCGUGUGGUGGAAAUCUUUGGUGACACCACAUAUGUCAUUUUUGAUGACUUUGUGCGGUAUUUCAUUCACAAUUAUGCGAUGUGGUACGCCUUUGGGGUGCCUGUCACGGUGAGUGGGGAACGCUCCAGCCGUGGUGGUGACGUGGCACCGCAACUCAACCCGACAUUAACGCUGCUAAAAGCGGAUGGGGAACCCAAUGCGAAGGCACGCGCCCCAACUGCAGCGACAACUGUUAGCAUCUCUGGUGCUGCCCCUGUCUCUGCUUCUACUUCUACUACCGCCGCGACACCAGCAGCGGCAAUAACAACAGCAACGACCCAAAAGGCGGUACCACACGAUGAAAGCGUUUGGCGUACAUUUAUCGCCCGGGUCCAGCACAGCAACAAGGCGUUUAGCGUGACGGCGCAUGUUAAUGACACCAUCUUUGACGUGAUGGUGAUGGUGCAGAAUAGUACAGGGAUCCGUGCGGCGUGCCAGGAGUGGCGGGCUGGGAAUGUGGCGCUUGACCCAAAGUGCCGGUUGGGCUCCACCGAACUCGGCCUCGGGGGAAAUGAGGUCGCCGCACCGGAAGUCAUCAUCAUUGCGCGGGAUGAAGCUGUACGUCUUGUGAUGGUGUACAAGGAAAAGGGUUUCCGCUGGGAGGUGCGUCUGCCAUCCAGUGAGAGGGUGCUUAAACUGCGUGCUCUGGUUCAGCACAAAACAAUGAUUCCCCUGACACGCUGUGUGUUGCGGGCCCACGGCUCAUGUCUGAUGGAUCGCCACCCACUGGCGCACUACAACCUGCAGGACGGCGAUGUUGUUACGAUCACACAGGAGUAA